Microthlaspi erraticum is the source of this 1239-nucleotide messenger RNA. The record is from the annotation of a GenBank genome assembly. Lineage: Eukaryota; Viridiplantae; Streptophyta; Magnoliopsida; Brassicales; Brassicaceae.
AUGAACAGUUCAGGCCAGAAACUGCUGAGAAACAUUCUACAUAUCAGAAUCCACAGCGUUCGGGAACCCAUGCAAUUUUACAACUUCUCUAGCGGCCACGGUCUUGACUGUGUAAGGAUGCUUCAAGAAAGCCCAUUAACCAAAAUUGCUCGGCCCGUGGUCGUCUCCAAUCUCACGCCACCGGUUCCAAUCGCCAAUCUUCUGAAUCUCUCUGAUCCCUCUCUGUCUCUUCCUCAGCCGUAUAUAACAAACCGUCGUCGCCGGAGAUCUGAUCUUCACCGACCCAACAGCAUGUCUUUUUCCGAUGAUGAAGACGAGUGUUUCGCUCGGUUCCUCGAAUCAGAAGUCGAAUCGGUAAAGGAUGAAGAAGAAACAAAAGAACCUGAACCUAAACGACAAUGUCUUGAGAAAGAGAAAGAAGAAGCAAACCCUAAAGAGAAGGAUGGAGAUCAGAAGGAAGAUGUUAACAAAGAUAGAAAUGGUGCAAAGAGAAUAGAGAGUGGAGUUUUCAGCAAAGUUCCUACAGAGCUAUUUCGUCAAAUCCUCAAGUUUUUAUCCUCUGAGGAUCUUGUAUCAUGCUCUAUGGUGUGUAAAUUUCUCAAUUUCGCUGCCUCUGAUGAAUCCUUGUGGCGUCGCUUGUACUGUAUCCGCUGGGGUCGAAUGCCUACAACUAGAAAGUUACGUGAAUGUGCUUGGAAGAAGCUUUAUAUCGAUCGUGAUGAGAAGGACAUGAUCGAACUUGUGAGAACCUGUCCGGCGGAUUUCAAAGAGUAUUACAUCCAAAUGCAAUCAGCAAAGAGAAGCCAAGCACCUCUUCCGUCCGAGAUGGUGGAUGACCGGAUUAUUCUUGACAAAACUGUACUUGACCAAGUAUCUCUGUGGAAGAAAAGCAAAGGACUUGCGGAUAAAGCUGUGAUUGGCCAUGAAUGUGUGGGAACAAAAUGUGAUUACCAUGAGAUUGACGACGUGUUCAUAUGCAAAGAGACGGGGAAUGUUCAUGUAUGCGAUGAUAACUGCAAGGAAGGAACAUAUUGUCGAGAGAGUGGGAUCAUGGUGUGUACUAUCUCAGGGCUUUGUUCUGAUAGUUUGCUCUUAGAACUUGAUUCAGACACUGAUGAGGAAGAAGCUGAACUUGAAGCUGAAAUAUUGACAGAAAAAGGCCGUUUUGAUCGAGCUUUUGAAUUUGGAUACAACUGCGAGAAUGAGAGUGAAUUAGAACGUUCCUUUGGGUUUUGCUGA